This is a messenger RNA of Caretta caretta (loggerhead turtle), 2064 nucleotides long. Lineage: Eukaryota; Metazoa; Chordata; Testudines; Cheloniidae. The record is from RefSeq and is a predicted model, not a curated record.
GGCUCUGCAUGUGCCAUGGGCGCAGGGCUGGCCUGGCUGACCCCUGUCCUCGGAGCGUGCACCUUCGUGAGAGUGACCAUCCCUCCUGCACGCUGGCCCCGUUCCACCUGUGGCUGGGCAGCCCCGGGUCUGGACCAGCACGGCCGCCUGCCCAGCGCCUUGUGCCACGAGGGGCCAGAGAAUCUCCUCUGGCGGGUCGGUCACAGAGCCCUGCCACUCCCCUCCGGGCAGCCACAUCCAGGCAUCUGGGCCGCUUAUCAGAGUCUUUCUCAAAAUAACCCCAGGCUGGAGCCUCGUGAUGUCCCUGCCGCGCCUGACCUGGCCGUGUCCUGGGACUCGUGGGCGAGCGGCCCGCCUGGCCAAAACCCGGCUGCGACACCCCUGGUCCUGCCCGCUGCUGGGCUGGGGAGUGCGGCGGGGGGACCCUCUGGCAGCAGGAUCAAGCACCCCAACAUUGUGGCUUUGGAUGACAUUUACGAGAGUGGGGGUCACCUCUACCUCAUCAUGCAGCUGGUCUCGGGUGGGGAGCUCUUUGAUCGGAUUGUGGAGAAGGGUUUCUACACGGAGCGAGACGCCAGCCAGCUGAUCCGGCAGAUCCUGGACGCUGUGAGGUACCUGCACGACAUGGGCAUUGUGCACCGGGACCUGAAGCCCGAGAAUCUGCUCUAUUACAGCCCGGACCCGGACUCCAAGAUCAUGAUCAGCGACUUCGGGCUAUCAAAGAUUGAGGGCUCUGGCAGCGUCAUGUCCACGGCCUGCGGGACCCCCGGCUAUGUGGCCCCGGAGGUGCUGGCCCAGAAGCCCUACAGCAAGGCUGUGGAUUGCUGGUCCAUUGGUGUCAUCGCCUACAUCCUGCUGUGUGGUUACCCCCCCUUCUAUGACGAGAAUGAUGCGAAACUCUUUGAGCAGAUCUUGCGGGCUGAGUACGAAUUCGACUCGCCCUACUGGGACGACAUCUCCGAGUCAGCCAAAGAUUUCAUCCAGCACUUAAUGGAGAAGGAUCCCAGCAAGCGCUUCACAUGUGAACAGGCCCUGCAGCACCCCUGGAUCGCCGGGGACACUGCGCUGGACAAGAACAUCCACCAGUCUGUCAGUGAACAGAUCAAAAAGAACUUCGCCAAGAGCAAGUGGAAACCCCCUGUCCUGGUGCAGCAAGCGUUCAACGCCACCGCCGUGGUGAGACACAUGAGGAAGCUGCAGCUUGGAACCAGCCAGGAAGGACCCGGGCAGACCACUCCACCCAGCCCCUGCGACCUGCUGGAGGCUGCCGCCAGCAAUGGGUCAGACUCCAGGGGCUGCGACAGGUCGCUGGGGCCCAGCUCUCACGGCCCACCCCAGGACUGACAGCACCCAGCAUGGCCCUGCCCCGUGGGGCCCUGGCAGGCUGGGCUCCGAACUUGGGGAUGACCUGCCCGGGGUGGGUGGUGGCGCUGGCAUCUCAUUGCUGCAGCUGCCAUGAUCCAAGCCGGGUGAGUGGACGCAGGCUGCAGCCCUGGCAGGGCACCACAGAGAGAUGUCCCGGGCCAGAGCCUCCGCGGGAGACGGCAACCGCAGCUCGCGCUUGAGGCACGGAUGCCCCUGCUGCAGGGUCCAGGCUAGGAGCCUACCAUCUCCCCUGGGGCAGAGCCAGGGCCCAGCCUCCCUAGGGGCCGCACCUGGGCUCCAGCCCUGGGCCAGGCACACUGACCCCCUAACGUGCUGGGUCUUGCAUGUACUUGCUCACGCCCCUGCAGCCCCCUUCCCUCCCUCUCCGCUGUAGGGAGCUGGUAGAGCUGGGGCUCGCACUCUGGCUGGACCCCCAACAAGGGGCCCUGAGCAGGCUACUUGCCUAGCUCUACUGAGGGGGUGGGGAGGGGAGGGCUUGGUGCAGCCAAGCUGCAGGGUGAGUGGGUGGGGCUGGGGCUGGCCUUUGCUGUGGAACAAGGGGCCUGGUUCACCUAGCUGCAGCCGCCAUUCCUGCCCCCGCCACCUGUGUCCCCAGCCCCUUCCCGCAUGUUCAAGCAGAAUUUCCACACAAGGCUGUUUCUACAUUGACGCUUGUAUUAAAGGAAAGCAGUGAAUGCA